Molecule: messenger RNA, 2280 nt
Organism: Solea solea (common sole)
Lineage: Eukaryota; Metazoa; Chordata; Actinopteri; Pleuronectiformes; Soleidae
Gene: psmd11b
Product: proteasome 26S subunit, non-ATPase 11b
Exons: 13
Coding region: 40-1308 (422 amino acids)
Biological process (GO): ubiquitin-dependent protein catabolic process
Cellular component (GO): proteasome regulatory particle, lid subcomplex
Molecular function (GO): structural molecule activity; protein binding
Source: RefSeq, a predicted model, not a curated record
GCAUGUACUAUUCAUUCAAGCAGUAUUUGAAUAGGGAAGAUGGCGGCUGCAGCAGUGGUUGAGUUUCAGAGAGCCCAGUCUCUCAUUAGCACGGAUCACAACGCUUCUAUCGACAUUCUCCACUCAAUAGUGAGGAGAGAUGUUCAAGAGAAUGAUGAGGAAGCUGUCAGGGUUAAAGAACAGAGCAUCCUGGAGCUGGGAACUCUCCUGGCCAAGACGGGACAGGCUGCAGAACUUGGCGGCCUGCUGAAAUUUGUAAGGCCAUUCCUGAUUUCCAUCAGCAAGGCCAAAGCUGCCAGACUGGUCCGUUCCCUGCUGGAUCUUUUUCUUGACAUGGAGGCAGCAACGGGACAAGAAGUUGAGCUGUGUCUUGAAUGUAUUGAGUGGGCCAAGACUGAGAAGAGGACCUUCCUACGACAGGCUCUGGAGACACGGCUGAUCUCACUCUAUUUUGACACCAAAAGAUACCAGGAGGCCUUGGCACUUGGCUCCCAGUUGCUCCUGGAGCUAAAAAAGAUGGAUGACAAAGCUCUUCUGGUAGAGGUGCAGCUUCUUGAAAGCAAGACAUACCAUGCACUCAGUAACCUGCCUAAGGCCCGGGCCGCCCUCACCUCAGCCAGGACGACCGCCAACGCCAUUUACUGUCCCCCAAAGCUCCAGGCAGCGCUGGACAUGCAGUCAGGAAUCAUCCAUGCAGCAGAGGAGAAGGACUGGAAGACGGCCUACUCCUACUUCUUUGAGGCCUUCGAAGGCUAUGACUCCAUUGACAGCCCCAGAGCCAUCACAGCACUCAAAUACAUGCUUCUGUGUAAAAUUGUACUGAAUUUACCAGAGGAGGUACAAUCCCUGAUCAGUGGUAAACUGGGCCUACGACACGCUGGCCGACAGGCAAAUGCACUGAAAUGUGUUGCCCAGGCCAGCAAGAACAGAUCAUUAGCAGACUUUGAAAAGGCCUUAACAGAGUACAAAUCAGAACUGAGGGACGACCCAAUUAUCAACACUCACCUGGCUACGCUGUAUGACAACCUGCUUGAACAAAAUCUCAUUCGUGUCAUUGAGCCAUUUUCUAGAGUACAGAUAGAACACAUAUCAGGUCUAAUCAAGUUGUCAAAAGGAGACGUUGAGCGGAAAUUAUCACAGAUGAUUCUGGACACAAAGUUUCACGGAAUCCUUGACCAGGGCGAAGGAGUAUUGAUCAUAUUUGAAGAGCCACCAGUGGACAAAACAUACGAAGCAGCCUUGGAAACGAUUCAGAACAUGAGCAAAGUUGUGGACUCGCUUUACAACAAAGCUAAGAAGUUGACAUAGAGUAGAUAACCACAGUGUGAUGGAGGAACUGUGUGUGUUUGACCAGCGUGUGUAACAUUUUUAGAAGGUGUCAAGGGAGAACAACAAGAAGUUCCACAAACUGCAACAAACAGGAUUUUCUCCCAUAAAAGUUUCCCCUCCUUUCCUUCAAUGGACAAUUUCAUCACUUCUCGUUUGUUUUUUGUUCCGUUUUCUUUUUUUUGUCCCCCCCUCUUUAAUUUUGAUGUCUCUUCAGGAUUCUGUAUAACACUCAGCGGCCAAAUCAGGCCAUCAGGGAAUAUUGUACAACCACAGUAAAAAGAUUAAAAGGUUUAAGAAUACAUAUAUGUUUAUAUCUGCUGUAAGGUUGGGUUCAGCUUACCACUGAAGGCUCCACUGCAACUUUACAGGUGCAACUCUGACCUCUGUGGCCUCAGACUCUGCUGCCAACUAGUGUAUGUAGAAAUGAGGCUUUCUGCUUGUCCAUAUCUUUCAGAAGCACACUGUUCAGUUUUUGGAAGGUUGGGAUAGUCCUUGGGAUACUGGGCUUUGGCCUGAGAGCUCCCCCCAGCUCCCAUUUCUUUUCUCAUCAUAUCAAUGCCAACAGUUAUGUCCCCACUGUAUUUCACUGUAUGUAUUAAAGUCACUUAAUUCUUUUUUUUCUUUUUGUAAGAAAAACAUAUGGUUGCCACACAUCUGCCCCUCCUGCAUAUGUAAGUUUAUAGAACAGACAGGAUGCCAUUUCACCACUAGUGCCACUUUUUCGGCGCUUCUGUUUGCCUCAGUGUUUGGGUGCAAUAUGUAAUCAGAGGGCAGGGGUGGGGGUUGCCUCUGUGUCUGAGCUAUCCUCGAGUGAGUAAUGUUCCAUUGUUAGUUAUUAGCACUAGUGUGGUAUGCUAGUAACCAAACAAUUUGUAUGGUUUUGAUUUGGUUUUGAGUUUUUUUGUUUUUCUCUUACAAAGACAUUUUCAAAAUAAAUAUUUUGUAUUUUAA